This is a messenger RNA of Charadrius vociferus (killdeer), 300 nucleotides long. RefSeq names its product STIP1 homology and U-box containing protein 1, E3 ubiquitin protein ligase (gene STUB1). Gene Ontology annotation, biological process: cellular response to misfolded protein; positive regulation of proteolysis; protein polyubiquitination. The transcript has 3 exons. The annotation marks the transcript as partial. Gene Ontology annotation, molecular function: ubiquitin protein ligase activity; protein-folding chaperone binding. Gene Ontology annotation, cellular component: cytoplasm; Z disc. NCBI's taxonomy places the organism in Eukaryota, Metazoa, Chordata, Aves, Charadriiformes, Charadriidae. The record is from RefSeq and is a predicted model, not a curated record.
GACAAGUAUCUGGCGGACAUGGACGAGCUCUUCUCUCAAGUGGAUGAGAAGAGGAAGAAGCGGGACAUCCCUGACUACCUGUGCGGGAAGAUCAGUUUUGAGCUGAUGAGAGAGCCCUGCAUCACGCCCAGCGGCAUCACCUACGACAGGAAGGACAUCGAGGAACAUCUCCAGCGCGUGGGUCAUUUCGAUCCAGUGACGCGGAGUCCCCUGACCCAGGACCAGCUGAUCCCCAACCUCGCCAUGAAGGAGGUGAUAGACGUGUUCAUCUCGGAGAACGGCUGGGUGGAGGAUUACUGA